Molecule: messenger RNA, 8098 nt
Organism: Lutzomyia longipalpis
Lineage: Eukaryota; Metazoa; Arthropoda; Insecta; Diptera; Psychodidae
Product: beta-1,3-galactosyltransferase 5
Exons: 2
Coding region: 764-1810 (348 amino acids)
Cellular component (GO): membrane
Molecular function (GO): hexosyltransferase activity
Source: RefSeq, a predicted model, not a curated record
AUUUCUUGAUUUUCUUGAAAAAUCCUCCAUCAAGCAAGGCAAAAGAGGCAACAGAAUGCAAAAACAAAUGAUGAACAGAUCAGAAAAUAUCAAAAGAAUUGUCCGCAGCAGACGCGGAAAUUCUCCGUGGUGCAGACGUGGCACGUUGGUGGGGUGCGCAUGAAUAAACGGAUGUGCUCCGCUCGAUUUUUCCACCAUCAGAUAUUUUUAUAUUGGUUAUCGCAGUGGAAGCGAGCUGGUUGCCGUCCAGUGUGUGUGAAUCUCAAGUCCAACAGUGGAAUCUCAAGGAGUGCAAAAGCCGGCUGAUGAAGUGCUUGUGAAAAGUGCGUGAGAAAUCCCGGCGAAAGAUACUCAUCCCUCAUCCGCAGGGCAGCAGCAGCAUCCCUUCCACGCAACUCAAGUUUGUUUAGGCGUGACACCGUGCAAAGGGUGUGCGGAAGGGGCGCCCCCCACGGGGGGUGGGUUGACGUGUGGAAAUUCCCCAACGAGAAGAUUCUCUCACAUUGAACACACGAGGGAUGCUCGACAGUCUGCCGCCAAGUGAAAUGUCCCCAUCCGUCGUUGUUGUAUUGUGGUGUUGGCAAGUGGCUGCUGUUCCGCCGAGAGGAAUCUCACGACGGUGGCAGUGAGGGGAUUCAUCAGAGCAUCCCCCAUAGCAAAAGCAUUUGGACAGUUUAUCAUGAUUCACUGCCAAAAGGUGUUGGAAUUCCUUGAGACUCCCACUAAUAGCUGAGAAUGGAAAGUGGAGAAACUUAGCUGACUGAUGGUUUUCUACGAGCGUCGAUCAAUUUUGGUGCUCUUCAUUGGGCUGCUUCUGUGCAUUACCAUCUGGCGGGCAUCCCAGCCCCAAUUGGUGCCAACGACUGAACUCACCUUUCGCUAUGGCCUUCCUCCUCAACAUGCGGCAUCUGGUGGUAAUGCCACGAAUCAUCCCAACGGCAUUGCCACCCUCCUGGCAACGUUGGAUGAUGAUCCACCACAGCGGGAUAAGCACAAAUUGAUUGAUUUAGUGAAUUUUGAGUAUAUCAUCGAGCAGAAGAGCUGCAGUGAGCUCCAUGUGCAACCAUUGGUGCUCAUACUUGUGCACAGUGCCCCGGGGAAUGGGGAGAAGAGGGCACUGAUAAGGCGAACAUGGGGACGAGACGAUGUGCGGGCGCGUCUUCUCUUCCUACUCGGUGCUGUUGCGUCCCCAAAGGUGCAGGGGGAGCUUGAGGUGGAGAAUGCGCGGCAUGGGGAUCUGGUUCAGGGGAACUUCAUUGAUGCCUACCGGAAUAUGACGUAUAAGCAUGCAAUGGCACUCAAGUGGUUUACCUAUAGCUGCCCUGAGGCACAUUUUCUGCUCAAGACAGAUGACGAUGUGUUCGUGAAUUCCCCAACGAUGUUUGACUUCCUGGAGAAUGGGGUGGAUCGUCGGAGGUUGGUGGCGUGCUACGAGGUGCAGGAGGCACGCGUGAAACGUAGUUACCGCUCAAAGUGGCGCGUUAGUACGAAGGAAUACCCCGGGAAGUACUAUCCGGCCUACUGUCCGGGUUUCUCGAUAAUCUACUCCCCGGAUGCCGUUGUGCUGCUCUACCGGGAGGCACAGCGGAAUCCCUACUUCUGGAUUGACGAUGUCCACGUCACGGGGACACUGGUGCAGAAGACAAAUAUGACAAUUACACCCCUUAAUCCACUUUUUCUCACACGUACACAAAUGAACAGUAUUGUCAAUGGAAGACUGAAUGCCACAAGCUCCCUGUUCUUCUUCACAAUUCCCGAUUUGAAGGAAUAUGAAAUUGUCACACUCUGGAAGAUUGUUACAGAAAGGUAAUUCUCUCAUAUUUUCCUUAUCUUCUCUUUUUUUGUAACGCCUCUUAUACCUACAUUGAAAUACCUACAAUUGUAUGUGAUGCUCGUUGUUCACGAGAGGAUGACAUAUCAACAUGAAAGAAAGAAAGAAAAAAACAAGAGAGGGGUACAUAUUUAUUGUGAAUUUGCCAUUCCUGAAGGCCAAACGUGUGUGUUGGGGGUUGGGAAUGAGGGGGUGGAAAAUUCAACAGACUCACUACACCUGUUGCGAAAUAAUAUACAUAACAAUGUGCUAAACUUUAAAUGCAACUCCCUUGUUGCAAUGCCAUAUAAAAUGUUUGAGAGAGAGAAUGAGGAGAAGAGAGACGAAGGAAAUGGAAGAAAAGGAAAAUCGAAAAUAUGUAUCGUACACACACCCACCCACAACCCCCUCAAAACCACAUUAAAAAUAAUUAAAAACUCCUCGAUUUUACCAACAAAUUAAAACAAUAAUUUAAUUUGCAAAAUAAUUAUUUUUUAAUACCUUCUCUGUACAGAAAAAACAUCAGAUUUUUUUUUAUAUUCAAUGCAAUGAGAAAAGUAUAUAUUUGCGCAUAAAUUAAAUGAGUUUCAAACUGCUAUUCCAUCGUGGAAUUUGAUACAAUCACACCACACGUGACAACAAUGAAUUAUGAUUUCAUUUUUUCUCCCACUCGCCCUGCAUGCAAAAGGGAGUUUUUGAUUAAAUAAAAAAAAUGUAAAUUAUCACUCAAACUACAUUUAAUUGCAAUGCACGUAAAAUACAAUGAAACACCCGCUGUUUAUCCAGUUAUAAGCCCCAAAGUAGUUAUUAUGCAUUUGAGAUUAGAAAGAAAUAUUUAUUAUUUUCACCUCAAGAAUUAACCACUAAUUAGAUUUUUUUUUUUCAUAAAUGUUUCAAACAAUGUGUUAAAAAUUAACAAAACACUGAAAUACAAAUUAAUUUUUUGAAUAUUAUCUUUUCAUGCUCAAUGAAUUUAAUCUCUAUUUUUAAUUUAUAUUUUCCAAAGCUCUAAAAUGGUAUGAAAAUAAAUAAUUUUGAGUACGUAUUUACAGCACAAUUUUAGGGGGGCAAUGACAGAAAAAAACAACAGUGUGGGAGGUUGAUAAAAAAUAAUUACAUUUCAAGUCAAUAAAAUUCUGUAACAAUAAAUUAAUUAAUUUUACAGAAUUUUAUUUUAUUGAAUUUUUUCCUGGGAAUAGCAGUUUUCCAGAGAAUUUUUUUACAGAGAUUUUCAAUUAGUGGGAUGUUUUUUUUUUGCUCAAUAUUAAAUGGAAUUUUUAUUAAAAGAAGGAGUCUAUUCAUUAUUGUGCGUGACAUGUAUUCUUUCGAAGAUGAACUUAAGAGCAAGAGAUUUUUUUAUCUUUAGGAUCUGUUGAAAAAAAAAACAGAAACUUUUGUUUAAAAUUUGUAAAACCUGGUCCAUUUUUUGCUGCAUAAAGCAUAUGCUUCUUUGCUUUAAAUUAUUAUUAUUUUUUAAAUCAAUUCGGAUACUGACAAAUAUGCUAUGUAAUGUGUAAGAAUUAUUAUUUUGCCAUAAAAAUUGGAUUAGGACAUCGAUUUAUAUGCCUUACGUGAGUAUGCUUCAAUGCAAGUCUUAGAAGAUAAGAGUCAGUGCUUAAUUAAUUCAAUGAUUUUUUUUUCUAUUUGAAAACAAUGAUCAAAGCACUGAUAUAAAUGCUUUGUGCACUAAUAGGUAUAAAAAUUAUGCAUGAGUUUUCAAUACAAUGUUUUCUUAUUUUCAAAAUCAAUCAAACUGAAGCAUAUGCUGCACCUUAUUUCAAGAGUAAUCACAGCUAAAUGAAGAACAAUGAUAUCGUAGUUUUUUUUAUCUAUUUGAGAAGUCUUACCUGUUAUUUUCAAGAAAAUAAUAAUCAAGAAUAAGAUCAUUGAGCAUUAAGCAAUAACGCGUAUGCUUUUUUAUGCAUAAAACGAAAUAAAACUUUUUUUUUAUCUUGAAAAAUCAAUCAAACUGACGGGUAUACUUUUUUUUUACUUUCAAAAGAAUAAAUUAUAUAAAUAACUUUCAGUGCUUCUAUCAAUAGAUUUUCAUCUAGACGAAUUGAUCGUUUGACGCAUAUGUUUUAUGCAUUGAAAGGGAAAAUGAAGAACAAUGAAAAUGUUUGUUAUUUUUGCUAAUCUAACCCGAGUUUAUCAAGCUAAUCAUAGGAGAAUGAAAAUCAGAAUCAAUACCAUUGGAUGAAGCAAUGACGCAUAUGCUUUUUAUGUAAAUUUUCGUAAAGCUUUUGUUUCACAAUUGAUUCAGAGGAAAAUUUGACUUUUUUUUUUAACUCUGUUCUCCGUGGGUGUCUUCGAUAAGUUCAUACAACUAUCAAAAGUGAAUAGACUCCUUUUCAUUUUAUUAAAUUCCUUAAACAUUAUGCAACGAGCAAUUCGCAUAAAUUGAAACGUCUCUGCUUUGUAAUUUACUUUAAGGCAUUCUUUAACAUCCGCACACAUUUCUCUCAAGUUUCUUUUUUAGUUAGAAUAAAACAGUUAGAUAUUAGAAUUCUAUAUUCUAUGGGUUUCAUAAUAAGUUAGUUAAUAAAUAAUUAUUUUUUGAAUGUUUUUUUUUUCAUGGAGUGAUGAGUAAUUUAUAGUCAAAGAAGUAAAUCAAUAUUUCAUUGCAUAUCAUUAUUAAUUUAUAAAACCUCAUCACUAUUUUAUUCAAACACGUACAUUUUAUUGUAAUUUAAUGAGAUACUGCUCAGUUCUUUUCUUAUGCCAUACGCACCACAUUAAAACAAAAUCGAGAUUUCCAUCACAAACACGUGGUGGUUGUCGGACGUUAUGAUAUCUCAAAGUAAAAUUGAAGAGUUCAGUGUGUGUACAACAAGAAGGUGAAGCAACGCGGUGAUUAAAACGCUUAAUAAAACUUAAAAAUAAAAAUCAUUUUGCAAUUUGAUGACCAUUUCUGCGGUGUCUGACGUAAGAGAUGAAAAAUAUGACAAAAAAUAAAACAGAAAAAGAAGGAAAAAUGGUCAGUGCAUAUAAAAUUAUCCAAAAAAAAAACAAUGAGUAUCAGUGAAAAGUUAUCUAAUAUUGUAAAAUUUAUGUUUUUAAUUUAAAGAACUGCAUAAUGCAAGAUGUGAUGUUUUAAUAAAAUAAAAAUAUAUAAUAAUAAUGGUGUGUGAAUAUAUAGGUAGAUAAUAAAAUAAAAGCUCUAAUAUGUAACGCAUUUUGCAAAAGAAAAAUGAAUAUUUAGUAAAAAAAAUUGAACUUUUGGCACUUUCAGAAUUUAAAGUUUUGUUUUCUUAUUAUUUAUGUAUUAUAUAAUUUUUAUUAAAGUAUUAUUUUACUGAGAAAACAUAAAAAUAUUUAAUAAAAUUUUCCUUCUAACCAUAAAAAAUCAAAGAAAAACUUAAAUUAAUAAAACUCUUAUUUCUUUAACUAAAUUCGCAGCUAGAACUUUAUUUCCUGAACCUGCCUCGUAGUUCAGACAUUUAUUAUGAUAGGAAAUGGAAGAUAUUUAAAAAUUUGUAGGCUCUAUGGUAUAAAUGUAAUUAUAUUGUGUAAAUACGAUGGCGUGUUGGUGAUUUUAUGUGCUGAAAGGGAGAGAAAUGUUAGUCAUUAAUUUUUUUCUAUUAGUCAGAUUGGAACGGGUAAAGUAAAUACAAAUAAUAGUUUUUCUUAACCUCUAAAAUAGUAAAAAAAAAUCAUCUAAACAUAGAAAUUUAUCUUUUAUAAUUUAAUCUUUUUUAUUAACUUCUCAAUUCAAUUUUUUUUUAUAAAAAAAAAAUAAAUAAAUAAAUUUCUCAUAGUUGUCAUGCAAUAUCCAGUUGCCAUAUAAGAUUUAUCUUACAUAAAAAAGGAAAAAAAAUCUCAAGUAAAAAAUUCAAUUAAAAACAAAUAUUAUAUCAACAAACACUUAAAAUCUCCCUUAAAAAAAAUGCGUAAAUGUAUUAGUAAUUAUAUAGAAUUUUAUUAUAAAGAAAAAAAUUAAUUACCUGUAACAAAUAUACUAAAAAUAAAAUAUAUUAGCUAAAUGAAACAAAAUAAAAAAUAAUCAAAUGUAGAACGUAAGAAGGAAAAAUCAAUGAAAAAAAACUUUAAAAAUGAGCAGAAUUUAGUGGAAAUUUUUCCAAAAGCAAAAGGUACUUUUGGGUAGAAAUGAUUGGGAUAAAUUAUAUAUUUAGAACAACAAAAUGGAACCAUAUUUAGAAAUAAUUUGUAAAUAACAAAGAAGAAGGAAAAAAUACAAAAUUUAGAAUGUUUUGACAUUCUCAUAAAGAUCAACAACAAAAAAAAAGGAAUCUUUAAAUUAUUAUUGCAUUUACACUUCAAAAUAGCGAUGAUUAUAAAAAAGAAAAAAAUAAUAUAAACAUACCCUUUACCUAAUAUAUUAAUUCUUUUACUUGUAAUACCAAAAAAAGAACAAGAAGAAGAAAAAACAUUUACUGACCUGCAGAGAUAUUCCAUUUAUUCUCAACAAAUAUAAUUGCAGAAAUUCUAUAUUUAAUGACCCUGUAACGUCUCAUGUACUUAGAGAGAGAAAGAGAGAGAGAGAGAGAUGGUACCAAAUUUUUGGAGAUAUUAAAUCAAUAUAUUAACGAUAUAUUAAACGAUGAAUAGGAUGGUAUAAUUUCUUUUAUUUAAUCCGCGGAAAAUUCAAUCAACAUUGGGAUUUUUAAAAGUGAGGUUAGUGCAAGAAACUGAUUAAAUUAAUUUUGAUUUUAUUAAAUCGAGUUUAAAGAAAAUCGCAAAAUAAUAAAUUUAAAAAUACUUUUAAAUCUUUAACUACAGACUUGUUAAAAUCGGAUCAUUUCAUUGGGGUUUGUUUUAAUUUUCAGAAAGCCCUUGUUUCUGUUUCAAAACUAAAAGAAUUUUUGAUCUAUUCAAAUAUACUUUGCACUGAGACUGCACCAGUUUGGAGCUUAAUUCUCUUGUUGAAAUAUUAAUGAAUAAAAAGAAGAAUCAAAAUUCUCCCUGAUUGGUUGCAAAAUCAAUCAAAGUAUUCAUUGGUUUAUUCAUGGCAACUUCUAGUUUUUAUUUAGGAGCUUCGGUGCAAAAUUGGGGUCAAUUCUGUCAAAAAACUUUUCCAAAAAAUUUAAAAUUUCCUACAAGAUUUUGGCAGUUGAUAUUUUUAAAUCGUUCUGUUCCAUAAAAUGAAAACAAAGAAUUUUUUUCACCAGGAAAUAGCCAGAAAGAUUUUUAAAGGGCCCUGGAAAAGUAAUAUUUUUGGAAUACCAAAAUCUUAUAACUGACGAAUUGUAAGGACAGAAAAGGAAAGAUAUUAAACAGAAUCGACCCCUUUAUUUGUUUAAUUUUCACAUGUUCCGCGAUUUUGAGAACUUUCUGGUAAUUCAUAAUAAACUUUAAAUUGAAAAUCAAAACAAUAAAGCUUAAUUUUGUGACUAAAAAACCUAUAAAUAUCCCAUGUUGAUUAGGGUAAAUGUUUAAUAACAUUUUAGCAACUACAUUAAAAUGAAAAUAUUUAUUUAUUUUAAUUUUUUAUAAUUUGCGCAAGAAAAAAAAACAUUUUAAUGCCUACAAUUUUGUGAUUUUUAUUUGCUUUAAUAAUUUUUAAAUUGUCAAUUUUUUUCUUAAAAUUCUCGCAACGAGUACCGCAUAACAAAGAUUUUUAAAGAUUUUUUUGAGCUGAUUUCAAAAAAAAUGUGACUUAAUUGAGAAGGAAUUAAUUUGCUUAGAAAAGAAAAGAAAAUUUUUGAAAAAAAAUCGUGCAAUUGGUGUCAGGCGUGGGAUACAUUUAAUGGAAAAAAAAUGCUGAAAAUUCUUCAACAUAAUAAGAAAGAAGAAAAUAGAUGAAGGAAAGUUUAUGAAUAAUAAAAACUAAGAUUAUGCUGAUUGCACGAUUUGGUAGGCAAUAAAAGGGCGUCUAAUUGACCAAAGGACUCACCCCAAAUCAUAUAAAAAGAGAAAAUCAUUUUUACAUCCAUUGGCUUAAGGAAGAAUCAAGGAAGAAUUCAAAAAAUAUUUUUUCCUUCAAUCAAAAAUAAAUAAUAAAACGAAUUAUUUCUUCUAUUCUUUUGUGCACAUUAAAAAGAAGAGGAAAAAGCAUUAUAAUUUUUAUCCUUAAAGAUGUGCAAAGAAAAGCUUAAAACAACAGUUUGAGAUGGAAGCAAAAAAAAAAGAAGAAAAAAAAAGACACUUUAAAAAAAUCACAGCUAAAAGGAUUAAAGAACUGACAAAAAAAAGUGUGAAGAGGAAAAAAAUAAAACAAUUAAAAGCGGAAAUUAUUUAAAUUGUUGUACCAUGAUUAAAAGAACUAUUUACAAUUUUUAAUGAGAGAAAAGAACUAUUGCAUUAAAUUGAAAGAAUUUACCAGUCGUA